UUAAGAAAUAUAAACAUUUGCUAUCUAGGUCCCUUAAAUUUAAUCGAUUCGAUAAAUAAUCAAUCACAGAAUCAUCAAUAAUACUGAAAACGCUGAUGAAUAAAAAAAUAUUUAGGAUAACAUCUAUUAGUAUCUAAUAGAAAGAGUAUAAGUAAGUACAAUUAUAAUCUAUUAAACUAUUAAUAAUUAAUAAUAGUGAAUAUUAUUGAAUAUGAAUGAACUUAUAUGACUCUUUAUCAUUAUAAAAUCCAUUAAUUUUUAUUAGUUCUUAAUUGUCUCGUUUUGUCUUACAUUCUUAAUAUAUUUCAAUUAACGCUUGGAAAGGACAGAUUCACGUUAAAAAUGGUUGGUUUUUUUUAAUAAUUUUGAAUACAUUAUUUUUUGCAGGGUAGUAAACGUACGUGAUACUAAGUGUAUUUAAAAAAGCUCGAUUAACAGGUGAUAAAUUAUAAAUUACUUGCAUUCAUUAUUUGUUACUUAUCAAAUACCAUAUCAAGUAAUUAACCUCCCUCAAAUUUGAACUUUGAACUGAAAUCGCUGUUUACGAAAUCAAGUCAAACAGCUGUAUGUAAGCAUCGUCACUCCUCCCCCGCCUUCACUCCUACCACAGAAUCAAUAUUAUUUUUAAUAGUUAAUAAACCGGAAAUUAAGAAAAUUGAAUUAUAUUUCCCAGCACUCGAUUUUGAUUAUUUAUUAUAAAGGUAAGUAAGCUAUGCUCGAAUAAUUUUUUUAGCACAUUCGUGACGCACAGUUCUUGUACAAAUUAAUGAGUAUAAAUUGAAUAAUCACAUUAAUAAACAGGUGUCUAGUUCGCAGAGUUCUUAUUGUGAAGGACCGAGGCUGCCGACUGAUGCAACGGCUGCGUCCGCACCCACUGCUGCUCUCAGAAGUUCCAAAAUUCGAAUAGAAAAAUAAAAUGGCUGUACUAUAGUCUCUGAAAGAACAUAACCUUACUCGACGUUCAUGUGGUUAUAAGCGACGCGUCACCGUUUAUCUGAGGAAUUUUAAGUAAUGAAUAAACAUAAAUAUCGUGUUUUUUUAUCUGAACUUUCUAUGAUUUCAUAGAGAAAACAGAGAUUUAUCCAACAAGAUACUUCAACGUUUGAAUAAUUCAUGAUAUGUGUUAAUUUUCAUCUUUGACUUUACAGUUCAAAAUGGCAGCUCUUGAUUUGGACCCUCAGUUUGUUCAAGCUAUUAGACUGGUCCACUCUCCUAAUAAGGAAUCUGUUGAACAAUUGCGUAAUUUACUUGAUGAAGCCAUUAGGCAAAAGUAUGGAGCUUCAAAAAUGUUGUCUAAUACACUGCAUAAAAAGUAUAUAAUGGAAGAGCAAGUACUGAGUGACCAAAGCAGUACUAGCAGUAGAAAGAGUAAAAGUUCUAAUUCAUCUAAACACUCGAGAUCUAGUAAAAACAAUUCUCCUGUGACAACUCUAAGAGAACCGACUCCAGAUCCAUUACAGACUGAUGAUUUAGCUGAUCUUUUGGGUGAUGUUGCUUGUGUUAUAUGCAAAGGGAUGGAUGUUGGAGCAAAGAAUAGAUUGGUUGAAUGUGAAAACUGUCAUAAUUUAUACCAUCAGGAAUGUCAUACUCCACAUAUUCUUGAUUCACAGGUGGACAACAAUGUAGAGUGGUCUUGUUGUAAUUGUGUGAAAAUUCAACCAACCAAGGAAAGAAACUCUCCUAAAACUGUUGAAAGUAAAACAAGGGAAUCCAAAAAGUCAUCUUUAUCUAAUUCAAAACAUUCAGACAAAUAUAAAGCAUCCAGUUCAUCAAACCAAUCGCAAAGUACCAAUGGGAGUACUUCUAAUUCUAAAUUAGUGCCAAAUAUUCAUAUAGUCAGUGCAGACAGAAGAUUAAAAGAUAUGAUAAAGAAGGCUAAGCAGGACAAGAGAGGUAGAAGUGGUACUUCUGGAACCAACAAACAUUCCUCUAGUUCAUCCAAAAGCUCGCAUGACAAGAAUUAUAGAAAUAAGUCGGAUUGAAAAAGCUCUGACCGAUAGCUUUUGUUAGACACAUUUUAUACUUUCAAAUACAACAUUUAUGAAUAGAUUUUCUUGCAAAAUGUAAAUUUAUAAAAUUAAUUGUAAAGAUGAAUUUUUCUGUAAAUAUUAGAAUACAACAGCUGGGUAACAGUUUUAAAUGAUAUAAAGAAUAUAAAUAAAAUGUUAUAUUUACAUUGAGAGUGAUUCGGAAAAACAUUUUAAUUAGAUCUUGAAAGAAGUUUAGUUAAGCCAUUAAUUUGAAAAUGAAAUGCAAGUCCUUAGAAAUUCAUCGUAUUUCAGAUAAUAGUGCUUGAAAUAACUCAUCGACGAAUUAUUUAUUGAGCUGUUGUCUAGCCGACACUGUGAUUGUAACAUAAAUUGAUGCGGUUUUCAAACAACCGGAAAGUAUUGUAAAAGGCAAUAAUCAUUGAGAGCUUUUACCCGGUGCGUGAUCCAGAAAUAAUAAAAUGUCAUCUAGUUCGAAGAAUACGCUCGCAAAAUUUUCAACGUAACGCUAUUGAAAUAAAUCCAAGGUGAACAAAACCGUUUCUCCCUUAUGAAUUUGUUCGCGAUAAUUCUCCCACAUUAUCGUGCCGACAAAUCCUUUCUUUUCCGCCCCUCAACAACUAAUCUUUCAUGGAGUUUUCUUGCCGUCAAGCCUAUAUCACUUUAUACCUCUUGUAAUUAACAAGAGAAAGAGAGAGAGAGAGAGAGAGAGAGAGAAAUAAGCUCGUUCGUUAAACCGGAUCGGGAUAUAAAAAAAGCAGCUCGGAGAAUUCGAGCGAUUUAAUUAACGGGCGCGCGCUCGCUCUGGCACAUUAUUUACAUGCGCGUCAUUUCAAACCUCGGUAAUUCACGCAAUCUGCAUUCCCGGAGAAAAUCUGCAUAACGAACCAUGACUUUUCUUUUUUAAUUAAAAAGCUAAGACAAGAGUGCGCCCGGAAGAAGUUCGCGGUUGACAGAGCGAGAUGAACGUAGGUUAUUUUUCAGGCUGAAACAGAAAAUUGCAUUUAUGCGCGCAACGACAACUGUGAAUUAAUCCUCGGUGAGACGGCGUCACAAUGUUUCGCGUUAUUGUUUAAACACAAUGGGACAUGCUGGGGGUUGAGGUCUUAGCUUUAGUGAAGGGAGAGUUGGAAACGGCAUUAAUUAUCGAUUUUUCGCGAGCGUGCGGAAGUAAUCCCUGGCUUGACAGUCUCAAGCUUGCGCGCGCCGAGCUUAACGUAAUUUAUCAAGGAGAUGAAUUAACGCUCUCUAUCUUGCCGCUCUCUCUCCCUCUGCACAAUGAGUUGCGCGAUAUUCAACGACGGCGACGGCGUCUGAACUCGGACGAGGAAAGCUUUUUUCGUUAAUCCUCGUGGCAAUUUGUACGACUUAUUCCUUCUCUCUGGUUAAACAGCAGCAUGACCUGGCGUUGAAAGCUUUCCAUCAUAUAAAUCCGACAGCUUUCAGUCGCGCAUACGCAAACAUGCAGGAGCCGGCGUGUUUCGAUUAAAAUAGAAGCGCGUUAUAACAAGGCAAUUACGCGGGACGAUUAUUACGGCAAGUAGUGCAAGUAUUCGUCGCACGCUGCGGAAAAACAAUCGUUGGCCAAUAGAAAAGCGAUCGAGUGUUUGUUUGUAAUGUCGAAGAAAACAAGAGACUUGGAUUCUUAAGCAAAGAACGAGAAACUCAAGGCACACGACGAAAACAUUUCUCGCGAGGCAUCGCUGCAGAGCGGUGAAAACUUUUCAACAAGAUAUUCACGCACGCGAAUCAUAAAAACCCAUUGAAAAGUUGCGAGGUAGAGAGCUCUUUUGUCGCGAUGGGCGUGUGCAAGCCUUUCUCGUGCACAACUUGGAAAAAAGCGAGCUCGCGCAAGCUCUUCGACGUUACAGCGAAUAUACAUUCAUUUUUUUCGUUUCGUCCAGAUUCGAUAUAUCCUCUCACCACAAUAACAGACACUCGCUUUUGUCGUGCAAUAACCUGGAAAAAAAGGAGAGUGAGAGCGGACGAGGGCUCGUGGAAAAAAGCCAUCAUCGCGAAGUGCUGCACAUUUUUCAAAUAAUUGGCUGUUCCAAGAGGACACACUCGUGGGAUCGAGGACUAUCGUCAUCAAGCGAUAUGAGAGAGGCCGAGUGUAGUAGUCGCAGGGGUCGUCGCUGCCUGUACAUAUCUUCCUACGCACAAAGGGAAAAGGGCUACGCGUGUGUGCACGCUGGGGAGGGGCUGCGAAUAAAAAGGAGAGAGAGGAGCGGGAGAAUAAAGCAGGAAUGACAUGAGAAAUGGAAAAGUCAAGAAAAGUCAAAAAGCCUCGUUUAUAAUACUAAUAUAUUUGUCGCAAUUCUUCAGAAUGGUAAAAAAAACAGAAAAACAAGGAAAAGAGUCCGGGAAAAUUCUCGCUUGAUUGCUCCCCAAUUUGGCAAAAGUCACUCGAUGUGGGUGUGCGGCGCUGGCGUUAUACAUUACACCCACACACGUGCUCAUACGCACGUACACAGACACAUAGUUGGGACAUACCAAUGCGCGAGAGAAUGGAGGAUGAGAGAACGAAAGAGAGGGGAGAGAGAGAGAGAGACGAACAGACACAAUCGGAGGAAGGGGCGCGUCGUUCUUAUCGCGUUCUCGAUUUCCUUGCAGCGUAUUUUUCUCUCACUCUCUCUCUCUCUCUCUCUCUCUCUCUCUCUCUCUCUCUCUCUCUCUCUCUCGAGUAAAGUGCGUCGACCCCUCGUUUCUCUCCGCCAUUCUGCUUUUUUUUGUCUCUCUCUCUCUCUCUCUCUCUCUCUCUCUCUCUCUCUCUCUCUCUCUCUCUCUCUCUCGGUCCCCUCCUUCUACGAGUUACACGCUGCAUGCGCUCUCCCUACUAAUUAUACGAGGAAAAAUAAAAAAAAAUCCUUGCGAGCGAAUCAUCGUCGCAGUUGCUGAAGCUUAUAAAACUAGGCGACACGCCGAAUUAACGCGAGCAUAUACCUCACGCGCUUCACAAUUGACAAGCUUAUUUUGUGAGUUUUCGUUUCCUCAAGUUUAGUGUCUACCGACUUUCCAACUUCUCGUACUUCAGAUAUUCACAAACGCUCUUUACGCUGGCACAAUAUUCAUUCUUAUCCUUUACAAAGUAACUAUGCGUACGGGCAUGCAAAUCACGAGAACGAGACAAGUGUGCGCAAGGGAAUGUGCAUUUAUAAUUGAGCAUUUCGCAGCUAGUCUUUGAAUUUCAUUCUUCUUCGUUCUCAUUUUUUUGUACAACAGUCUUUGUAUGCAACUCCCUCUUGAAAGCGAGCGCUUUUUUCUUUGCAAGCUCGUUGCCGGUAGACACUCGCUACUGCUCUUUCGAACGACGAUGCGUCAAUCGAACACCCGAGCCCUGCGGCUAGUCAUACUUUCCCCAGUGUAGAAAGGAGAGGGGCAACCGAACGAAUAUAAAAAAUCGACAACACUUUUAUCUUGUCCCGUCGACUGAAACAACUGGAUUACGUGGCUUUUUUUCACGACGCUCGAUCGACGCAUCGCGUACUUUACUUUUUGAAAUCUCUAGUACAAUUUUUAUUUUUUCUCCUAUCUUUUUCUUUAUUUUUUCUGUUUUCUGUAAAAUUUCCGCCCGCCUGCGCGCAUUUUUAUCUUUAUAUCACUCGUGAGGCUUGCUACAAUAUACGUUUAAAAAUGUGUGUAUAUAUAUAUAUAUAUAUAUAUAUAUAUACACACACACACACAAGUGCAUAUGUAUAUAUAUAUAUUUAUAUAAUAUAUUCAAUAUAUGUAUAUAUCACCUGGGUUUCACAAAAUAAUUUAUUAUAGCAAAUAUUCAUUCCGAUACAAAAUCACGUAUCAAUAAAUCGCACGCACGGCUCACAUGCAUACAUCCCCCGUGGCGUCGGCGGUGGCCGAUAUAUCGUUGCUCUCUGCGCGCGCACGUACGCGUGUGCCAUACUCGCCGCAUCCGUAUUAUCGCACA
Phymastichus coffea is the source of this 5913-nucleotide messenger RNA. RefSeq names its product integrator complex subunit 12-like. Gene Ontology annotation, cellular component: integrator complex. The record is from RefSeq and is a predicted model, not a curated record. Bases 1155 to 1982 code for a protein of 275 amino acids. Lineage: Eukaryota; Metazoa; Arthropoda; Insecta; Hymenoptera; Eulophidae. Gene Ontology annotation, biological process: snRNA 3'-end processing. The transcript is spliced from 5 exons.